UCCCUCUCCUGCUCCCAUCAAAAGCGUCCCCAGCACCAGAGCCAAGGAGGAGGGAAAACAUAACAACAGGAAGGAAAGCAAGACAAAGCGGGCUGAGGGGGAAAGAGGGCUGGAUGCGGGGUGAUCAGCAGCAAGGCAGACCUAGGAUAACCCGGAGGGUGCAAAGGUGUCAGAAGUCAAGGACCAACAAAUCCAGAUUCCUGCUGGGUUUCAAACCUCACCUUCUCUCCCCUAUCCCACCCUCACCAACAAGGCAUCUCCGCCCUCCCCCUCUUUUCACGACCUCCAAAAACAUCCUCAUGGAUUUCAGGCUUAGACUGUAAUGCAGUUCACCUUUCCCAAUGCCUCCCUCGCCUCUGGAAGAACGGAUCGGCGUGCUGCAGCGACCCAAAACUUUGGCCUUGCGCCUCAACCACAGCUUUGCCAACGGGGGCACCCCAGGCGGUGGCGAGAAGCAGCCCCCAGCGGCCUCCAGAGCGCCUGGCCAGGCCACCCCGGCUCCCGCGAAGGCGCCCUGCGACGAGGCCGCACGCCGGGGGACGCCGGGCGUCCUGCAACCCAACCACUCUCACACCAUCGACAUCAAGUUGACGGUCGGAGGCGUGCAGAGCCUGUCUCCUGAGAGGAACGUCUCCCUGCAGCUGGACCUCAAGCAGGCCGAGCCUAAGCCGAAAGGCCUCGCUGGGCCCCAGCUGAAGGUCUUCUUGCCCCAGGUGAAGCUCAAGAAGCGCUGCUUCAAGGAGAACUCCAAGCCGGCGGUGCUGGACACAUCCACCAGCUCCUCCUGCCUCUCCAGCCCCGCCAUGCACCCCCUCAAAUGCGGUUGCCGCGGCUGCUGGCGCCUCAUGCGCUGUGAGGACGCCGGACCCAAGGGCGGCUUGCUCUCCCUGGGCUGCUUCUCCUGCCGCUCCAGCCUGCGCUCCCUCAGCUGCUCCAGCUGCAGCCCGCCGUCCGUCAAGAAGCUGGGGUGCCUGCCCUGCGCCCCCUCCUCGGCCCUGCGCUCCCUGGCCUGCCUGGCUUGCAACCCCUCAGUCAAGUCGGGCAGCUCCUCCUGCAGCUUCUGCAGCAGCGACCCCAUCGUGGCCUACGACCCCCGGGCGGGCUCCUCUCCGGCCCCCAGCUGCGGGGAUGACGAUGACUACAGCGUCCGCACCAUCUGGCCCGACGAGCUGGCCAAGAAAAUGACACGGUCCCGGGCACAACAGCAGCAGCAGCAGCACGUCUCCCCGCUCAUCCUGGACUGCCGCAACCUGAUGGAAUACACCAAGAGCCAGCUUCAGGGUGCCAUGCGCUUCGGGGCCGCUGACGCAGCGGGCCGGAGGCGGCUCCAGCAGGGGAAGAUGGCCAUGCUGGAUUUCAUCUCCUCGCGGGGAGGCUGCGACGCAAGGGACUCCUCGCUGCAGCGUCUCUGGGCCAAGGAGCCCGGCGGCCGCGCCAGUCCGGAGCCUCUCCCCGCCAGCCCCCCCAAGCCCCGCAAAACACAGCCCUCCCAGAAUCUCCACCUGGUGCUGGAUCUGCUCAACAAAGAUGGCGGGCAGGAAGGGGUUGGCCGGAGAGGCAGUCUGAUUGGACCAGAUGUUGCGGACGGCCCAGAUGACUUGGGCCCCCCACUCACGCCUGACCUGGAGAACGCCGAGCUGAGCCCCAUUCUGCCCUUCCUGUUCCUGGGCAACGAACGAGACGCGCAGGACCUCGAACAGAUGCUGAGCCUCAACGUUGGGCACGUUCUCAAUGUCACCACCCACCUGCCCCUGUACCACGCCGACAGCGGGCGCCUGCGCUACAAGCGCCUCCCCGCCACCGACAACAACCGCCAGGACCUGCGCCAAUACUUCGAGGAAGCUUUUGAGUUCAUUGAGGAGGCACACCAGAGCGGCAAAGGAGUCCUCAUCCACUGCCAGGCCGGUGUCUCCCGCUCGGCCACCAUUGUCAUCGCCUACCUGAUGAAGCACACUCUUAUGACCAUGGGCGAUGCCUACAAGUAUGUCAAAGGCCGAAGGCCCAUCAUCUCGCCCAACCUCAACUUCAUGGGGCAACUGCUGGAGUUCGAAGUGGACCUCAACGCCGGCGUCACGCCCCGGAUCCUCACCCCCAAGCUGGCCGGAGUGGAGACCGAGGUGUGAACAAGAUGGGGGUGCAGGAUGAGCUCCGUCAAUCUCAGGGCUGGGAAGAAGAGGAGGGGGGGCGGGAGUGCAAUAAGGGGACUGAUGGACGGCAUGUGAGGGCUGAAGCAGUGAGCAGGAAUUCGGGGGGGGGGCUUUUCAACUACUUUAUUACAUCCCCCCCCCCACUUGAGGGAACUUUGAUUGGAUACCUUUCUAAGUCCACCAACCUGAAAACGCUCAGCGUACAAGACGACAGACAACGCCAAAGACUGACGGCGCUCCGUUCUGUAGGUACCGCUGCUGCUGCUGCUGCUGCUGCUGCUGCCGCAAUCAGAAUUUCGGGGAACACUUAUUUCUACAAUGACUUCUGAAAAAAACUUUCUUACCUUCGUGGGGUGGGGAAUGGGUGGUGUGUUUGUGUGUGUGUGUGUGUGUGUGUGUGUGUGUGAGAUCAUGCUGGGUUUUAAUUUAUUGGGGUGGGGAGUGUGUGUGUAUAAAUUGGGGGGGAGUCCUCUUUGUCUUCCCCCCCAGUUUUUUUGAUCCAGAUGCUGAUAUUGCCUUGCUUUCCACCACGAUGGACUAAUUUGGGGCUGGGGUAUCCUAAGCAAUUUACACGUGUGUUUGUGUGUGUUUUGUGUGUAUGCAGUAAUGCAAGAGGGGGUGUUCAUGGGGAACAUUGCGGGUGUGAAACUCCUCUCCCCCCCCAAUUCCCACCAGAUUUUAAUGCUCAGGAUCACAGAAUCUCUUCUGGAUAAGAGUGUGGGUGGAAAGAAGGAAGGGGGCGAUUCACAAUUAAUCUCCCCCCCCUUUGCUUGGGGUGUAUGUGUGUUUGUGGGGGGGGGG
This is a messenger RNA of Podarcis raffonei (Aeolian wall lizard), 2948 nucleotides long. Its product is annotated as dual specificity protein phosphatase 10-like. Gene Ontology annotation, molecular function: MAP kinase tyrosine/serine/threonine phosphatase activity; protein tyrosine/threonine phosphatase activity. The transcript has 4 exons. NCBI's taxonomy places the organism in Eukaryota, Metazoa, Chordata, Lepidosauria, Squamata, Lacertidae. The record is from RefSeq and is a predicted model, not a curated record. Gene Ontology annotation, biological process: protein dephosphorylation; negative regulation of JUN kinase activity. The coding region runs from base 342 to 2123 and encodes 593 amino acids. Gene Ontology annotation, cellular component: cytoplasm; cytosol.